GUGUCCUUCUUUGUGCAUGCUCUCUUGGAGCAUGCCAACGAGGAGCGGUUCGAGAUCUUUAUCUACUCCAAUGCCACUAGGGAGGACGACAAGACCGAGCUGUUUGAGAGUAUCGUGCCACCCCAACGCUGGAGAAAGGUCGUAGGCCUGCCUGCCGUCGAGGCCUGUGAAUUGAUCCGAGCGGAUCAGAUUGAUAUCCUGGUAGAGCUGGCAGGACAUACGGCCAACAACCGACUGGACGUUAUCGCCUUGAAAGCAGCACCGAUCCAGAUCACUUACAUUGGCUACAACAACACCACCGGGUUGGGUGCCAUUGACUAUCGUUUGGUGGAUGAAAUGGUCGAUCCGUUGGACACGACUCAGCCCUUCAGUGAGGAACUGGUGAGAGUCCCGGGGUGCUUCUUGUGCUACACGCCACCCUCCCGGGUGCCGGACAUUGAGGAGCUGCCGGCACUUCGGCAUGGCUUCGUGACCUUUGGGAGCUUCAGUUGCUUGGCCAAGGUGGGUGAUCCUGUGGUGGCCCUUUGGGCCCGAUGUCUGCACGAGGUGCCCAACAGCAGACUGCUGGUGAAGAACAAGGGAUUUUACUCACCGGAUGUGCAGGCCACCUUCAUCGCGAAAUUUAAGGCCUGUGGCAUCCCCGAACACCGGUUAAAGCUGAUGGCUUUGGCUCCCACCUCCUAUGAGCACUUGAACAUCUACAACGAGGUGGACAUUGCCCUGGACACCUUCCCCUACUCCAACACCACCACGACCUGCGAGUCACUGUUGAUGGGAGUACCUGCUGUCACUCUGGUGGGAAAUACACAUGGCUCCCGAGUUUGCUAUACAUUGCUUAAUGCUAUUGGCAUUGGCGAUUUUGCUGCUCAUUCUCAGGAAGCCUAUGUGACGAAGGUGAAGGGCUUGUGUUCCAACCUCCAGACCCUGGCGUUGCUGCGGCAAAAUCUGCGACAGAUCAUGCUUUCCUCGCCCCUCUGCGAUGGACCGGGCUUUGUGCGUGAGAAGUACGAGCCGAUCCUACUGGAAAAGUGGGCAGCCUACUGCAAUGGCAGAGCUCCGUCGCAACAGGCGAAGAUCUGGGGAUGGGUCAGCCGCAUGGUCAAGCCAUUUGGCUUGACCUGUGCCAUCUAA
Messenger RNA from Cladocopium goreaui, 1131 nucleotides. NCBI's taxonomy places the organism in Eukaryota, Dinophyceae, Suessiales, Symbiodiniaceae. The record is from the annotation of a GenBank genome assembly.